Didymodactylos carnosus is the source of this 178-nucleotide messenger RNA. The record is from the annotation of a GenBank genome assembly. NCBI's taxonomy places the organism in Eukaryota, Metazoa, Rotifera, Eurotatoria, Philodinida, Philodinidae.
UCCACAUUUAUAUUUAACAUCAAAUGAAACCGAUUAUAAUCUAUUAUUUAGUGAUUUACUAGAAUUUGAUUCACUUUAUGUUAAACCAUUAUUUGGUGAUUGCUUAUGGACAACAGAUGAGUAUGUAAUUGAUUAUUUAUAUAAUACGUCCAUGGUUCUAAGACAAGGGAUAUUAUAA